Molecule: messenger RNA, 1409 nt
Organism: Linum tenue
Lineage: Eukaryota; Viridiplantae; Streptophyta; Magnoliopsida; Malpighiales; Linaceae
Source: the annotation of a GenBank genome assembly
CAAAAUUACAACACAAAACAACUCGGCUACCCUAAAGUCCUAAAAUUUCCUUAUUCCUCUAACCCUUCCGUCGUCCGUCGCUCUUUCCUUUUCUCUUCCUCAAGUAUCUCGCCCGCGGAAUCAACUACAGAUUCAUCACCGUCCUUUAGCUCCCGCCAUCGGUUGAAUCGGUGAAGCAGCGAACCAGACUGAGUGCUCAAAUCGAUUUCGAUCUCUGUCGCCGUUGAAUCCUUGCUCAAACAAGUCGAGCUUCCUUCUCACAUCCGAAUCGAUCGCCAAGAGAGUAGAGUCCCUCUUAGUGACGGUGUCGCCAUUAACGAAGAUUUCUGGAUCUCCUCUCUCAAUCGCGAAAUCUCGUCGCUGCGUGAUCCAUCUUCUAAAAAUCAAAUCACGAAACCUUCUUCCAUUCGAGCUUCAACAUCCUCGACGAAGGAAUCGAUCGACAAGAUUGAAGCCUAUGUUUCCAGUGCGUAAAUCGAUCUUAGGUAAUCUCCGAUUCUCCAUUGCAUUCUCAGGAGUAUAUAAGUUUUCAGGGAAAAGUUCUUUUAAAGGUUGUGGUUCCCUGGGAUGGAACAGAGUGGAAGUCAUAAGGAUUGAUUGGGCUGAGGUAUCAUAUGCUGAUGCUUUCUCUGGUUUCGAAGAUGUUGGAUUGGAUGACAAGAGUUCUGCCCGGCCACGUUCUGCCUGGCAGUAGUGAUCAACGCAGAUCUGAAAUCAUCAAAUAAUCUCUUGGAUUUGAGUUUCUAUUCUAAGUAAAAGCAGUAGGAUCUCAAGAGGAGCUUCAUAAUUUAAUGGUGAAUCAUGAACUGAGAUGAUCAAUCAUGGAAGCAUGGGAACUUAGAAAUCUGUAAUUCCUCUGAUUAGUAUCAGCAGCAACAUCUCUGCAUAUGGAGGUGACUCUAACAGUUCAUCUUCGCCCCUAUAGAUGCUUGGGGUAGCUUGAUGGUAAAUCGGCGAAAGAGAGAUGUGUUUCUAAAGGAGGAAGUGGAGCAUGGAUACGUGUGUCGAGGGGGCAGGACAAAUCGAGAUCGCCAAUUUGCACGGUGCUUUUUGGUUCCAGAUAGGAUCUGGUGGAAAACAAAUCCUCGGUUGGCCCAUCCGAAGCCAGCGAAGAUUGGGGUUAAGGAAUGCACAGAGCAAGACCCUAGAUUGUGCAGUUGAUUCUGGUCUCUUUUGGAGCCAACUUUGCCUUCUGUUGCAGCUGGAGCUGCUCAUGGAGUACAAAGGCAAGCUAGCCAAAAUUGCAGGAAACAAGUCGACAACAGUAAUUUCCUUCAACAUAUAAAUUGUGAUUUUGGUUACUAAACAAUAAAUUGUGUAAUUGUGAUUUUGGUCACUAAAGAAUUAAUUGUGUAAUUAUAUUUUGGUUACUACACAAUUUUGUUAUAUGAAACAAUUGUAUAUUAUAA